AUGACUCGGGUUUCCGGAAUCCUCCAAGCGGCCCUCGUCGCAGCCGCCGCCGUCUCACCGGUCACGGCAGCCGAGGGUGGCUUCGCAAGCGGCCGCACCCGCCUCACAACCCCGGCCUCGGACGCUGCUUCCGGCCGUUACAUCGUCGAGCUCCAAGACUCGACCGGCCCCAGCACCCGUCAGGACUCUUCAGUCGGCGACUCCAUUGUCGGUCAGAUCUCAUCUCUCGGCUACGAGGCCACUGUCAAGGAGGACUUCUCCGCCAUCUCGGGUCGCUUCAAGGGCGUCUCCGUCGAGAUUGCAAACGACGAUUCGUCCGGCGUCGUCGACGACAUCAAGAGCCUGCCGGGCGUCGCCAACGCCUGGCCGGUGCAGCCCAUCACCCUCGACGUCUCAUUCGAGGUCACCUCGGGGACGAAGAAAUGGAACCCUCACAUCGCGACCCGCGUCAGCGAGCUUCACGACCGCAACAUCACCGGCGCCGGUCAGCGCGUAUGUGUGGUUGACAGCGGUGUAGAUGUGUCGCACCCAGCUCUGGUUGGCAAGAUCGCUGGCGGAAAGAACCUCUUCGAGGAGAACUCGACCGCCCUCACGGACUGCGCUGGUCACGGAACCUUUGUCUCGUCCAUCAUUGCCGCCUCGAACCAGGACUUUGCCGGAGUCGCGCCCGACUCGGAGAUUUACAUGUACAAGGUCUUUGGCUGCGAGGAUGCGACAUCCAAUGACAUGGUUCUCAAGGGUAUGCUCGCCGCUGACUCGGAUGACUGCGACAUUAUCUCCGUGUCCAUCGGCAGCAACACUGGCUACGUCAACUCUGUUCUUUCUCGUGUUGCCAGUGAGAUUGCUCAGGAUAGACUUAUUGUCAUUGCUGCUGGUAACUCGGGCGCAAUGGGACCAUAUUUCGCCAGCUCCCCGGCUGCUGGCCGUGGUGUCGUCUCUGUCGGCUCGGUCGAGGCAGCGCAGACUUUGGGGUGGCCUGCGACAAUUGUCUCAUCUGGCGGCCAAUCUCUGAACAUCUCGUAUGUCACUUCUGACGGCAACAAGUUCAAUAGCACCAUUGAUGUGCCCAUCGUUCUCGACAAGGGCGACUCGUGCAACAUUGCCGGCUCCGGCCUCGACUCUACCGCUGUUCUCGCAAAACGUGGUGUCUGCGAGCCAGCUGGAUCGUACUCCUCCAUCGCCAGCGCUGGAUUCGGUUACGGAAUCCUAUACGACUCUUACAACCAAGGCGCCUACUACAUGGCUGACGUUGUCGCUUGGUCUGACACCCUCAAGCUUAUGGCUGUCACCACUGCCUCAGUUGGAGACUGGGCAGCCGAGCAGAUUGCUAAGAACUAUACCCUUCACUUGAAGGUCCAGGCUGAUGCUCAACCGGCUGCUUUCGCCGCCGAGGUCCCCAGCGCUGGUCAGCUCUCCACCUUCACAUCGUGGGGUCCCACCUACGAGAACGACUUCUCUCCCAUCAUCUCCGCACCUGGUGGCGUGGUCUACGGCGCUUUCCCCGACGGCAAAUUCGCCAUCUCUUCCGGAACCUCGUUCGCUACACCCUAUAUCUCAGGUGUUGCUGCCCUUUGGUAUGCGCAUGCAAAGAAGGACCGGGCAGAGUUUGUCCGUAGACUCACAUCUACUGCUCUGGCUCUGCCCGCUUUUGAAUCUAUCGAUGGCAAGAUUCUGGACGAGGUUGCGUCGCUUGCUCAGCAGGGUGCCGGUCUCGUCGAUGCCGCCAAGUUGUUUGACUUCACUACCGUGCUUCUUUCCGAGCCGACUCUAUCACUGAACGACACGGACAACCGUGUCAGCACCCACACUAUCCGCAUCCAGAACACCGGUUCGGAGGAAGCGACUUACAACAUCUCUCACAUCGCUGCCUCGACUGUCUCAUCUAGAAACAGCCUAUUGUAUCCCAAUACCUACUACCCGCCUUUGGUGUCCGCUGCUGGAUCCUUAGCCGAGGGCAAGACUAUCACAGUGGCCGCAGGUGCGACUCAGGACAUCGAGAUCACCCUCUCUGCCCCCGACGUCGCUUCUGAUAGCGGUGCUCUGUGGAGUGGCAAGAUCCUUCUCGCAGGUUCAAACGAUGAGUUGCUGGCCGUGCCCUACAUUGGCAUCGAGGCGUCUACUUACAACUGGACUGCGCUGCAUCACGGACCAGAGUCAUACCGUUACGACGAUACUGAUGGCAUUUUGUACCCACUCGACUACCAAGGCAAGGCGUACCACCCUGCUGAUGGCGACUCGCCUGAGACCUACUUCGCCUUCCGCUACGGCACCUACGAGUUCUCCGUCGAUUUGGUCGGCAUUGACUGGAAGACGGAGCAAUUCGCGUACCCGCCGCAACAUGGUUCAGGCUCGAGGGCUUGGCUUGGCUCCGUCAGAUCUCAGCCCCUCGCUGAUGGAGGGUACAUGGACUUCCCCAUGAGAGAGAUUGUGCGCUUCAACCUGGGGAGCUACGUGACUUUCCGUUCUUUUGCGAACGGUACUGCUAUCCCGUCUGGACGAUACCGCAUCUUCACACGCUCCCUGCGCAUGUUUGGCGAUGCUUCCAAGCCUGACGACUGGCAGCUAUUCCUUUCUGAUCCGUUCUCCAUCCAACUCGGAAGCGAUCCUAUCCCGGGCCAGAAUGCCACAUGGACCUCUAGCCUCCCAUCGUCAACAUCUGCUGUGACUACCUCCACUACUGCAGUCCCCACCACAACAUCGGUCCCAACAACCACUGCCCCUGUUUCCGUGCCGGGCACAACCACGACGCUCACAGCCACCGCCACGCCUACCGGCCUCGAAGGCGCCUUCACCUCCCUGAAGCUUCAGAGGUUGAAAGAGGAUACAGCCUUCGUCAUUGACCCGGCAGCAUGGAUGGAACUCCACAUCCAGAUCUCAAUGCCGUCACCUGUUGCCGCUGACUCUGUCCUCACAUUCGCCGUUCCAGCCGAGAUCACCGACAUCGCAGAAGGCUACCAGCUCUCGGCCUCCGGCGCCCAAGCCGGCGAUACAUCCUUCGACCCGUGGACAACCUGGAACAAGAACAUGGUCGGCGACUUCUUCCUCAUGUGCCGCUUCACACCAGAGUUUGCCGCAUCCAUGAAGCAAGGCACCUACGUCGUGCAGUUCCCUACCGUCGGCAAGGUCUGGGAAGCACCCGUGUACUACACAGCCGUCGACCGCUCUGUCGUUUACGAGCGGCUUUCCACCUCUCCAUACGACGGCACAUCGCUGUACACUGCCGAUGUAGAGGUACCUGCUUCCUUGGGACCGUGGGACUUUGUCCGUUUGACCACGUCUCACUCGGCUGAUUCCGACGGAUUCGUUUGCGCCAACUCUAGCGUGGUGAUUGGAGAGACCCUUGAUGCCGAGAACCGCAUUGAGAGCUUCACUGACGUCACGGCAUCGGCUACAGAAGUUUGCAAUGUGAAGAACUUUAGAGCAAUGUACAACGAGACGUUGACGGGUGAUGAUGUUCUUCGGUUCACGGUGGGCAGCAUCCAGGGCAACCGCGACCAGUGGACACUGAAUGUGGUUUAUUUGCUGGAUGUUCAGCUUUCCAAUGGAACCUUGGUGUUGUAUGAUCAAAGGACGCUCGAGUUUGAGAAGAACCCGCGCUUGAGGUCGUUCAACUUCAACGCUUUCUCUGGCGAGAGGGCCUAA
Molecule: messenger RNA, 3642 nt
Organism: Colletotrichum scovillei
Lineage: Eukaryota; Fungi; Ascomycota; Sordariomycetes; Glomerellales; Glomerellaceae
Product: alkaline elastase YaB
Exons: 2
Coding region: 1-3642 (1213 amino acids)
Biological process (GO): proteolysis
Cellular component (GO): membrane; cytosol; cell wall
Molecular function (GO): serine-type endopeptidase activity; tripeptidyl-peptidase activity
Source: RefSeq, a predicted model, not a curated record